AAGUAAACAUUGAAAACGAAACGCAACAAGCAUGGAAACUAUCCGGAAUUAUUUUAAAGCCAGUGAACGGUUCGAGCUGCAAAAUAUAGAUUCUGCCAUUAACUUUGCCAAUUCCGAGCAGGGGCAUAUUAAUGAACGUUUAUUUGUGGAAAGCGUAGAUGUAUUACGGUCUUUCACACCAUUCUUCCUCACAUUUAACGAAAUGCACCUCAGACAGUUCGCACCAAAUGACGGAAUAUCUUCAAAAAUAAAAAUGUUGGUGAUUGCGGCCCAAACUGCUGAGCUGAACAGCAGGUUUGCGGUGCUUCACAUUGCGGUGGCAGUCACAGAAGAAGUCAUCAUGGGCAGCAAUAAAAUUAAGGAUCAUGUUCAACGUGUGCUGAUCCGCAUUGGUGGCAUACGAGUGAAUGGAGAGAGUAUCCAAAAAAAAAUAUUGGCGGUAAUAUGCGACGGCUGUCCAGCUAAUGAAGUGGCGGUUCAGUACGCAUACCAUUACGCCCACAUUCCUGUACUUACCGAUUACACGCACUUGGAUAUAACGUUGUCGACCAAUUACAAGUGCGCGAACAAAAUAUUACGUAGGGUAUACAGGCAAACAAUAUACAAGAAAAGUUCGUGGCAGUCGGAGAUGGACGCUGCAGAUGCAGCUGCAGCGUUGUCGCCCCAUUGGGAGUAUAAGGAGCGGGAGCUUAGGAAUUUAAGAUUAAUGUUAGGGAAAUUUUUCGAUUUAUGCCCGUCAGACGAUCUCAGUCUGCACAAUACAAACAAUGAUGACCUGGAGACGUUCCUUCGAUGCCUCCAGAGCGAAAUUGUUUCAUUAGCAGCCGGCCACGUACCGGAACUGAAUAACAUAACAAGAGCUCCAAGAUUUUUGUUGCAAUUUGCAGGAGUUUUUAUGAAAUUGCUAGAAAUGAAUUAA
Messenger RNA from Drosophila obscura, 919 nucleotides. RefSeq lists its product as uncharacterized. The record is from RefSeq and is a predicted model, not a curated record. NCBI's taxonomy places the organism in Eukaryota, Metazoa, Arthropoda, Insecta, Diptera, Drosophilidae. The coding region runs from base 32 to 919 and encodes 295 amino acids. The transcript has 3 exons.